Elephantulus edwardii (Cape elephant shrew) is the source of this 1008-nucleotide messenger RNA. RefSeq names its product ankyrin repeat domain 63 (gene ANKRD63). Lineage: Eukaryota; Metazoa; Chordata; Mammalia; Macroscelidea; Macroscelididae. Bases 1 to 1008 code for a protein of 335 amino acids. The transcript has 2 exons. The record is from RefSeq and is a predicted model, not a curated record. Gene Ontology annotation, molecular function: protein binding.
AUGCUCAAGCCCAAAGACCUGUGUCCCCGAGCGGGCACGCGCACCUUCUUGGAAGCCAUGGAGGCGGGCAAAGUGCACCUGGCCCGCUUUGUGCUGGACGCGCUGGACCGCAGCAUCAUUGACUGCCGCGCGGAGCAGGGCCGCACGCCGCUUAUGGUGGCAGUCGGGCUGCCGGACCCUGCGCUGCGCUCGCGCUUCGUGCGGUUGCUGCUCGAGCAAGGUGCCGCCGUGAACCUACGGGACGAGCGCGGUCGCACGGCACUCAGCUUGGCAUGCGAGCGCGGCCACCUGGACGCCGUGCAGCUACUGGUGCAAUACAGCGGCGACCCCGAGGCUGCCGACUCGGCAGGGAACAGCCCGGUCAUGUGGGCGGCGGCUUGCGGCCACGGGGCGGUGCUCGAGUUCCUGGUGCGCUCCUUCCGCCGCCUCGGCCUGCGCCUCGACCGCACCAACCGGGCGGGCCUCACCGCGCUGCAACUCCGCCGACGGCCCAGCCCCCGCCGCCUCCCGCGGCCUCUCCUGGCGCGCUUUGCGCGAGCUGCGGGAGGCCACAGCGGGGAGACAGGGUCAGGGGUAAAGGGUUCGGGCCGGCACCGGUCGCAGGGCAGCGAGCGACCCGAGUUGGGCCGAAGCAUGAGCCUGGCACUAGGUGCCGUGACCGAGGAGGAGGCGGCUCGCCUGCGGGCUGGGGCUCUCAUGGUCCGACCACAUUCACCCCAGUCUUCGGGGACUGGGCGGUGGCGCUCUCAUGAGGUGUUAGAAGGCGCGCCUCCGACCUCAGUGCAAGCCCCCAUUGGCCUUAGCCCCCACCCCGAGGGCGGUCCCGGCUCGGGUCGCCUGGUUUUGCGCAGACGUUCUACAGCCCCAGACAUCCCCAGUCUGGUGGGGGAGGCAUCAGGGCCCGAAAGCGGCCCGGAAGUAGAAGCCAAUGCCCAACCUGUCUCGGUGCCGGGGCCACAGCCUUGGCAGGAUGGCACUGAGGCCGUGGUGCUGCAAGCCCAGCGGUAA